AUGGAGAAGAUGAGUCUUUCUUCUGGCAUGGUGGGAUCAAGUGUUAGUGCUUCAAUAGGGGGAAGAAAACUGACAAGGACCGCCGGUCGUAGGUGCAAAUGUGGGAGACAAAGUAUUGUGUAUACCUCCAAAACUGAGAGAAACCCAAACAGGGCUUUCCUUGGGUGCCCUAAUUUCAAGAAGAAGCCAUUUUGUGAUUUUUUUAGAUGGAUAGAUGACAUCUGUAAUGAAGGGAUGAAGCUGGAAGAUGCAAGAAUUCACACUGUGGAGUUGGAUGUUGCUGAAAUUAAUUUCAAGUUGAAGUAUGUGGACAUGAUGAUGAGAGAGCAAGAUGUGAAGAUUAGUGAGCAGGAAAUGAAGGUUCAUGAGCAGGAAAAAAAGAUGAAUGAUGUAUACCUGAAGAUGGUGGAGGAGUUAGAUAGGAUGGACAAACAAAUUAUGAAUGUUGGUAGGGUUGCUAGGAUCUUAGGUGCUACUUGUGAACACAUAAUAUUGCAACAAUGGAAUGCACAUAUUGCAGCAAAAUCUAGCCAACACCAACCAUAA
This is a messenger RNA of Gastrolobium bilobum, 546 nucleotides long. RefSeq lists its product as uncharacterized. The record is from RefSeq and is a predicted model, not a curated record. The coding region runs from base 1 to 546 and encodes 181 amino acids. The transcript has 3 exons. Lineage: Eukaryota; Viridiplantae; Streptophyta; Magnoliopsida; Fabales; Fabaceae. Gene Ontology annotation, molecular function: zinc ion binding.